This is a messenger RNA of Zygotorulaspora mrakii, 969 nucleotides long. It is a transcript of the gene TFB3, whose product is annotated as TFIIH/NER complex subunit TFB3. Bases 1 to 969 code for a protein of 322 amino acids. The transcript has a single exon. Gene Ontology annotation, molecular function: cyclin-dependent protein serine/threonine kinase activator activity. Gene Ontology annotation, cellular component: transcription factor TFIIH holo complex. Lineage: Eukaryota; Fungi; Ascomycota; Saccharomycetes; Saccharomycetales; Saccharomycetaceae. The record is from RefSeq and is a predicted model, not a curated record. Gene Ontology annotation, biological process: regulation of transcription by RNA polymerase II; positive regulation of cyclin-dependent protein serine/threonine kinase activity; nucleotide-excision repair.
AUGAAUCAUGCGGUGGACGACUAUUAUGAGAAUAAGGACAUGUGCCCGAUCUGUAAAACAGAUCGGUAUUUAUCUCCAGAUGUUAAAUUUUUAGUUAACCCCGAGUGUUACCAUAAAAUCUGUGAGUCGUGUGUGGAUCGUAUUUUUAGUUUAGGUCCAGCUCAAUGCCCAUAUAAGGGAUGUGAUAAAAUUUUAAGAAAGAACAAAUUCAAGACUCAGAUAUUCGAUGAUGUUGGUGUCGAAAAAGAAGUGGAUAUUAGGAAACGAGUCUUCAAUGUCUUCAACAAAAAAUUAGGAGAUUUUGAUGAAAAUUUGGAGGAGUUUAAUAAGUAUCUCGAAGAAGUAGAGGAUAUAAUCUACAACUUAGACAAUGGCAUAGAUGUGAAUAAAACGGAGGAGAAGUUGCGAUCCUACGAGGAGCUUAACAAGCAGCUGAUAAUGGCCAACAUUGAGAGGAGCAAACAGGAUCUAGAAAAUUUCGAACAGAGGCAACAGUUUGAAAAAGAGAUGAGACUGAAAAAGAGAAUGCUGGAAAGACAGAUCGAGGAUGAAGAGCGAAUGAACAAAGAUUGGGCAAAAAAAGAAAUAGUGAAUAGACUUUCAAAUGCUGAUGAUGCCGAGGAUGUUAUCGAGGGCGUCAAAAAUACUGUAAAACUAAAAAAGUCUUCGGCGAGAAGGAAGCUGGAAGAACUAAACAGGGUUAUGAAAAGUAAUCCGUACUUGGCAGCUAAUAAUAGCGGACCCAGAAAAGAUGCGGUGCCAUUCACACCAUUCAACGGUGACAGAGAUGCUUCGAAGCGUUUUACCAUUAACGACGCCCUGUACGAGGAUCCAUUUAUUAAAGAUUUGCAGGAAAGGAAAGAAUUUAUUGCAUCGGGUUUCAGAGUUGAUUAUGUCUAUAAUAGAGUUCUCACAGAGGCGUUUAUGGGACUCGGCUGCGUAUUAGCUGAAGAACUACAAACCUCUUAA